CAGAAGCGUUCGGAACGCCGGCAACUCCAGUCGCAUCGAGACUGUCGUGCGAGACUGUCGAAGCGCGCGCGAGACUUUCCCGCCCAGCAAGAGUUGAAGUGAUUUUCCGUGAACGCUGUGAAGAGCAUCCUCUCGAAUUGUUUGUCCUCUCUUGUGGGUGGAUUCACACUGGCAGUGCUUCUUGUACAGUGUCUGGAGGACGUCGACUCGACGAGCAAAAAGUCGCUGGAGCAUUUAUGCCUUUUCACAAACUAUAACACCCUGACAUUAAUGAUGAGUGAAAGUGUACUAAAACUUAUAAUUGUCUUCUCGGAGAGGGAAUAAUUCCGCCAUCAUCGUGUCUGGGUUGAGGAAAAUCAACAGUGUGCUUUCUCGUGGGCAAAAGAAGUAUUUCAACUGUGGGUUUUUAAUGGCAUAUUUUCGCAUCAUCAGAGCUUUGAUGUGAUGGACUGCGAAGUGGUCUUGAACGCAAAAUCUCAGUGUUGUCGAAUCCGGGUGUGAUUGGUAAUUGAGACAAUUGUGAGUGAAAUCUUGUGAAAGCACUGAAUCAUCUCAAUUCUGUUGCCCUUCUCCUCCCUUGCUGUUCUCGUCUUACCACGAAUUUAUUGGAUAAACAAGAAAAUAAGGAUCCUCCAGUCUAUACAAUUUAUGUGAUGUGCAUUCAGUGGUUCGACUGACCAAAAAUAGACGUUCACCAUUUGUGCACAUACGUUAUUCAACAUAAACAAGACAAAUACAGAAGAGUAUAGAAUAGGAAGGAGUGAAGAAUCCAAGACGACGCCAGAAGGGAAUCCUCUGGGGAAUAUUUCGCAGCUGAGGUGUAAGUGGGCGAGAGGACUGAAAAUCCGUGUUUUGUGUCCGUCGCAACAAAAGACUUUUGCCCGUGUGGUGAAGAAGAAGGUGAAAUUUCGCCUGCGGGUUGAAUUUCCUGGCAGAAAAGGCCACAACUUUGAAUUCUUCCGCGGGGAAACGGAACUCCCUUCAACUGCACCGAAGGGAGAAAGAGUGACAAAAACUACACCUAUAAAAUUGUGUUGAGAUUGAGAAAAAGGAGUAAAAAUUUGAGUUUUUUUAUUCAUACGAACCACCAACACGAAUUACACUGCUUUUUUGUGCUCAAGAGAGUUUUAAAGUCACACUAAAUCGUGUCAUCCACUGAAUAGAAGGGCGAAAGAGAGAGGGAGUGAACAAAAGGGAAAAAAAUAGAGAGAGAGAGUGUGGAAUUGAAAAAGAAUAAUAAAACGUGAAUUGUUCGAGUAUCUCUUGUUUAAACAACAAUAAUAUCCCUCGAAAAAAUUUUCAUAUUAUUUCCCAACAGUUGAGGAGGCGCACAAAAAAAGACCUAAAAGAUAAAUAUUUACAUAACUUUUCAACCCCAAGGGUGCUCCUCAGUGAAUAUGUGUGUAUUUUUUUAUCUCCUCUAACUAUACACCCAGUGCUCCACCCUCGAGACAAAUGAAAAACAAUUAAAGCACCGGAACAAUCUCAUCAGCAUCAUCCCACAUUGUUCGUGGUGGUCGCCUGGAAAUUCUGUGCUGCAUGUUUGUAGCCCUCCACAUCCACUCUUGAAUCAUUCAUUAAAAUGUGGCACAACACUAAAAUCAGUGCUCCAGCGUGGAGGCGCUUCAUUGGCUUUGGGGUGCUUCUGCAGAUUAUUGCUAAUUGUGGUCUGGGCACACUUGCACUCCGCAAUGUGACGCUAAUUGUUGAUCCACCGGCUGUUCGACGCUCCCACAAUGCCAAGUUGCUAUGUCUCUACGAUCUCGAAGGUGCUCCUCUCUACUCAGUCAAAUUCUACAGAGGCUUAAGGGAGUUCUAUCGAUAUCUGCCCAGCGAGACGCCAAAGAACAAGAUCUUUCCUUUCCCAGGAAUACAUGUUGAUUACUCCCUCUCCAAUGCCAGUCAAGUGGUUAUUCGGAAUGUAGGCUUCGGAUUGUCUGGCAAUUUUUCGUGUGAAGUAUCAGCUGACGCACCAUCCUUCUCCACGGCGAUGGCUCACAUUCAGAUGCAAGUUGUGGAACUCCCAGAGAAGCAGCCCUCACUUUGGACUGAGCACGACAGGUAUGAGCCAGGUGAUGUACUCAGAGCCAAUUGCACCUGUCCACCGUCACGACCGAAAGCUGAUUUAACUUUAACUCUCAAUAAUAUUGUGAUAAAUCACGGGGAGACGCAGUACUUCUACACCACUGACAACCUCAUCAUGGCGCACGCAAGCCUCCGCCUGCAACUCCAAAGCAGCCACUUUGGCGGCCCGGUUCCCAGUGUGGGCACAGGCCUGGUAAUGCGGUGUACCGCCGAAAUCGGGAACCUCUAUCAAGAGUACACGGAAGUCGAGCUUGGAGUGCCGCAGCGGGAUCCAAUUCCAGCGCGAGUGACAUCAUCUCGAUCUCAUUGUCAUCACGCAGAUCUCCGGCACUUGCUGUUUACUUGGAUUGCAUCAUUUGUGAUGGUGCGUUGCGUCAAUGUGAGAUAGUUACUCUACUAUUAAGUACACUUCUUAAGAUUUAGCAGCAGGAAGAUGAGAAAAAAAAUUGUGAGACAAUGACACAAUGGAAUACUCCACUUAGAAGCUUCUUGAUGAAUUUAUAGGACAAAGAGAGGCGAUGACGUGUGAGGAAAUUAUUAGUGAAGAGUUUGUAUGCGACAUUGAGAAAUUUUUAGUUAAAGAAAAAUAUACGCAUUUUAAUAGACAAUUAAUGGUGUUGCAUAAGGAUGAAAGACAUGAUUUCCAUUACAUCUAAGGUAAGGCAGCAGCGCAGUAAUCAAUAAAAUAUGUGUAGGUAGAGGAAUAAAAAAGAGAUCAAAAGAAAGAAUGUAAAUAUUCAAGUUCUAUCUCACAAAAUGAUUAAUUCCUUCUGAAGAACUAUUUUUCCCCCAUACUAAAGAUUAAUUGAAAGUGUUAUAUUUGUAUAAUCAUAUCUUAUGGUAAGACUCAAUGCAGAUGGUAAAAAUAGAGAUACUUUAAUGUAAAUGGCUGUCCGUCCUCGAAAGAGCGAUUACUUCAUCGAAAGCAUCUUCUAUAUAAGAUUAAGUGUCUCCCGCUGUAAGAAUUCAUGCGCGACAGUACAUAAAUAUUUCACAUCAAUGGAAUUGUCAAAUAAAAUGAAAUAAUUGACAUAGAAACUAUCCAUAUAAAAUGAUUCCUUUAUUUAAACAAAGAGCUCCAUGCAAUGUUAAAAUGUUUAAUAAUUUCGUAAAUGGCGAGGAAAAACAUACAACUAAUAUCCGGAAAAAUGUCGAAAAUUAAUUGAAUUUUAAUGUUUAUACAAUAAAAUGUAAUAAAGGACGAAAAGGGCAAAAAGUAAACAAUGGAAGGAAUUAUUAAAAUUACUGAUAUGAAAAUCGAAUAAGCCUAAAGGGAAUUAAUGUAUAAAUAUUACUAUUGUAAAAUAUCUAUAAUAUAAAUGAAUGGAAAUAAAUUUCAAACAUGAAUA
Molecule: messenger RNA, 3434 nt
Organism: Phlebotomus argentipes
Lineage: Eukaryota; Metazoa; Arthropoda; Insecta; Diptera; Psychodidae
Gene: beat-IIa
Exons: 7
Coding region: 1583-2473 (296 amino acids)
Source: RefSeq, a predicted model, not a curated record